AUAUAUAUAUAAGCGGUGUAUAUAUAUAUAUAUGCGAGACGAGAAUUUAGACGAGGUAGGCAGAGGGGUUUCCGGCGAGCGUUAACAGAGUAACAGAGUGAUGUAAUGAGGCCCGGAAGCAGGCAAUUUGCUGCCCGCGGCGGCCACAGUUGUGCGAGACAACCUGCCCGGAGUACCUUCUUCUUGAUACCGCGGUCCAGCUCCAUCUCCGUAUCGGACACCUGGCCGAUAAGCCCGCGUGAAAGUGAUGCUGCGAAAACGCGCGGACGGGGUAAAACAAUACUGCGUAGCGAUCGCGCGCGAGUGCGUGUGAAGGGAAAUCGUCUCGGCGCGCGCGUCGCGCGGAGCGCAAUUAUAUCGUAUGAUGAACGCGCGGCCCGCUGACACAACGUUGUUUUGUCCGAUAUAAUGAGUGUGAAUUAUACGCGACAAUGGAUGUCACACAAUUGGCGUAAGAUACGGUUUUUUGUUUUCUGAAUCCGCAGUAUCGGAGAUUAGAUUCGUCGAGAUUACGCCGCUUUCAACUUCUGGUGACCGCAACGACGGGAAUCGUCCGAGACGCGAGUGAUGUGGCAAAAUAUUAAUUUUUCGGUGUCGAUCUUACAACAAUUGUACAUACUUUCGCUCGUAGGAUACAUUGGCCGUGACUGUGAAUAUUUGUUACUAAAAAAAAAACGAGCGUGACUAUUUCUCUUAAUUGUUCUAUUCGCACGUCUUUUCUCUCCUGACUCCAUUUUAAACUGAGAAAUUAUCUCCAAUUAAAAUCAACAAGUAUACUUGGUAAAUAUUUUUCAUCUCGUGUCACGAUUAUUUUCCACGAUCGGUAAAUGAAGCUCGCGCUUGUUCCACUGUCGAAAUAUUUGUGGUAAGUUUGUCAAGCGCUACUGUUGCAGUAAUCGGGAAAAUACAAAAUUUAUUAGCCAACGGAUCGGAAUCGAAACGAUUGAGAACGGUGUGUUGUUUAAUAAAUGAAAUAAAUUCUCGACGGCGUAAAAAUGGCGAUCGCCCGAGCAGUCGACGGCUCGCGGACCCGACGAUCGAUCGCUUGAUUCGGCUUUUAAACUGUCAGGCAGAACCGCAAAGACAAUCCGGCUGCGCGCUCAUCGUGCCGCGGAACAGAAGCAGUGACUAUGUGACAGUUUUGUGAUUAGAUUGACCUCAAUACGCGCUGGACAUCCGGACGUACUCACGAGAGUGCUUUUAUCCUUAACGUUCUGAUCGAAUGUCAGCGAGUGCCUCGCGAUAACAAGUGACUCGAGAUGAUCGGAAAAAACUCUAUCUUACCUUCCGGACUAGUCUGCUGGGUGAUCCAGAGAAAAGUGACGUUUCGACGAUCGGUGCGGCGACAGUGAAACGUUUGCGGGUCCAUCGCGAGAAUUGUCACGGUGAUCGAAGGGGCUCUUUGGUGAUGUACGACAGCGCUAGCUGUUCGUACGCAGGUGCGCUCGAAUUAAAGGGAGCCUCCGGGGCCGGAGCCGCGGCCGCGGCCGCCGCCGGUGUAACCGCGGCCGGUGUCAAGCAGGAAAACUGGCCGUACCGCGGUCUCACUUGCGGUAGCACCUUUCAACGACUUAAGGAAAGCGUCGACAAGGCGAAACAGGCCCUCGCCGAUCGCAGCGGUUACCUGGCGGGUGCGUUUUCGCCGCCACCGCGCGCCAACCCGUCCGCCAUUUCGCCCACCGCCUCCAUCACCGAUGCCGGCAGCUCUUACAAGGGAGGCUGGAGCCACGCCACGUCGCCGGCACCUGGCCAGGGCUAUGGAAGCAGCUUAUCAAAGACAGCACUGGACACGCACAGCCAUCUCAGGCAGCCUGAUCCCUACCAAAUGUUCGGGGCGACGAGUAGUCGGCUCGCGAGCUCUGGUUCCGGACAGAUACAGCUCUGGCAGUUUCUACUCGAGCUCCUGUCGGACUCGAGUAACGCCGCGUGCAUCACGUGGGAAGGAACCAACGGUGAAUUCAAGUUGACCGACCCCGACGAGGUGGCGAGACGAUGGGGCGAGAGGAAAUCCAAGCCUAAUAUGAAUUACGACAAAUUGUCGAGGGCUCUGAGGUACUACUAUGACAAGAACAUCAUGACGAAGGUGCACGGCAAGAGGUACGCGUACAAGUUCGAUUUCCAGGGGCUGGCAGCCGCAACGCAGCCGGCGGCGGCCGAUCCGGCGGCAUACAAAUACCAGAGCGAGCUGUUCAUGUCCGGUUACGGCCACGCCAAGCUGAACCUAAUGCCACCGCCGGCGGCGUCGGUCUCGGUUUCCGUUCCCGGCGGCCUCUUCCAAUCGGCAUCGAGCUACUGGUCGACGAGCCCGGGCGCCAACUUGUACGCCGGCCAUCACACGGCCUCCGGACACGUGCCACCUCAUCUCGGCACCUAUCCACAUUAUGCAUGACCCGCCGCCGAGCACUGGGGUGCCCUGGGCACACCGCGUUAAAACGUUUCUACUGAAAAAAAAAGAAAAAGUACGGAGCCGCAUCCGCCACCGUCGCCGUCACCACCGCCGUCGGCGGCGCAUGAAAUCGUAAAUUGCGCACCACUCGGCCCCUUAUCCCGCCCCCGCAGGCUCGGCUGCACAUUGUUUCAGGUAUUUGCACGAAUCUGUCCGUACCGCGUAACAUACUUGCUUGCAACAUUAUCCCUCUGUGACGGAUUUCAAAGCAACUGUCGCAUCGUCUAACGACCUAAAAUGAAUGCGAGUAGCGCAGAAGCUGGUCCGACGAUUAGGUUAUGUUGCCUUCUUUCCCCUCUGUACUUGGAAAAGCAUGAUUAAAUAUGCAAGCAAUGUUGUGUCUGCUACACUUUCAACGUAUAAUAAUCUCGUCUCGACAGUGUUCGAUAACGCUCAGUAAUUUGCUUGGUUUGGUAGGUUCUCUCUUAACCGCGCCGAAAAUACCCAGUGAAAACAGCCGAAUCAAAGUGACGUCAAAAUGCUAUCAAAUUGAUGAAAGAUAUGAGUAGUCAAAAUAAUGGCCAAAUGAUGAUAAUUUGACUGCAAAAUGUUCCAUGCCUUGAUUUAGACUGUCAUUUUGAUGUUUGAUGUCAAAAGUAAACAAUUACUCUCUACGGGAAUAAAUGCAAAACUAAAACAAAAUGAUAUUGAAUAGGAAUAUACAGGGUGUUACGUAAUAUUCGCCUCACCUCUUAUUUGCGGAUAGAGUGGACUAGACUAAGUCGAAAAGUCCUCCACCAUUCUGCAAGUUUCGAAAUAGUUAACGAGUUGUUAAUUAUUAAAAAUCACUGUCUUAGCCCGGCCUACCGCCCAAUUCAAGCGCGCGACGAGAUGCGGCCGUCCCGCGAUUGGCGUUGCUAGGCGCGCGGAGGUUUUUUAUGACACAACCUCUGUGAAGUUAGUUCCUCAUUAUUUAAAAUUUUAUUUUUUUAAGAGUUCUGUAUAGAUUUACAAUAGUUUCAGAGUUCUUGACAGGUUUAAGAAAUAGUUCUGGCCAUUUAAGGCAUAAAAAUAAACUUCGAAAAUCUGACACACGGUAACGGCUACGUAUAAUAAACAACUCCUCGCGCGCCUAGCAACGCCGAUCG
This is a messenger RNA of Vollenhovia emeryi, 3534 nucleotides long. RefSeq names its product transcriptional regulator ERG homolog (gene Ets65A). The transcript is spliced from 6 exons. NCBI's taxonomy places the organism in Eukaryota, Metazoa, Arthropoda, Insecta, Hymenoptera, Formicidae. Gene Ontology annotation, molecular function: DNA-binding transcription factor activity, RNA polymerase II-specific; sequence-specific DNA binding. Gene Ontology annotation, cellular component: nucleus. The record is from RefSeq and is a predicted model, not a curated record. Bases 1409 to 2389 code for a protein of 326 amino acids. Gene Ontology annotation, biological process: regulation of transcription by RNA polymerase II; cell differentiation.